AUGGGUACUUUACCGUCUGUAAUAGUAUCCUCAAGCUUCGCUUUUGAUACUUGCGGAAUUGAUUUCGCUGGGCCCUUUUUAAUUGCUAGCAGAAAGGGUCGUGGCAGUAAUAUAACCAAAUGUUUCCUUGCACUGUUUGUUUGUCUUCAAACAAAGGCUCUGCACUUAGCGACGGUGAGCUCAAUGUCUAGCGAUGCUUUUCUUCUUUGCCUGCGCAGGUUUGUGUCUCGUCGGGGCAGACCUCAAGUAAUUUACUGCGAUAAUGGUACUAAUUUUGUGGGUGCAAAGAAUGAAUUAGGUAGGGUUAUUAAAGCCAGCCGUCAGUCCGUGUCCGAUUACGCAAGCGCUGAAAAGAUUAAAUUUGUAUUCAGUCCCGCAUACGCACCUCAUUUCGGAGGAAUCUGGGAGGCUGGUAUUAAGUCAGCAAAGAGCCAUUUAAAACGUGUAGCAAGCAAUGCUUCUCUGACGUUUGAGGAACUGGCGACGCUUUUUACCCAAAUAGAAGCAAUCCUUAAUUCCCGCCCGCUAUCUCCUCUUUCGUCAGAUCCCACUGAUCUAUAUCCAUGGACUCCAGGACACUUUUUGAUUGGGCGACCUCUGAUGUCGGUACCGUCACUGCCUGUCACCACUAAAAGGCCUAACAGAUAUGAGUUUAUUGAGCAGCUGAGACAACACUUUUGGGAGCGUUGGCGCAGGGAGUUCAUCGCUGAGCUCCAGCAACGAACGAAAUGGCGAACUCGGCAGCGUGACCUUCAAAUCGGCGACAUGGUUGUCCUGAAAGAAGACCAAUUACCUCCUCUACGAUGGCGCCUUGGGCGCAUUACUCGAUUGUACCCUGGUCCAGAUGGCAUAAACAGAGUAGCAGAUAUCUUCACAGCAAAAGGAACCAUGAGGAGAGCAUUCAAUAAAAUAUGCCUUCUUCCAACAUCUCCGAAUGCCUAA
Molecule: messenger RNA, 942 nt
Organism: Melitaea cinxia (Glanville fritillary)
Lineage: Eukaryota; Metazoa; Arthropoda; Insecta; Lepidoptera; Nymphalidae
Exons: 1
Coding region: 1-942 (313 amino acids)
Biological process (GO): DNA integration
Molecular function (GO): nucleic acid binding
Source: RefSeq, a predicted model, not a curated record